AUUUACUUCUCCGCUGCAAUCAAGUCAAACGUGGUAAAGUCUCUCAACAAGUCUGUCUUGGUGGGAGUGUCGAGAGAAAACAAAAGUUCAGUCAGAAGCUUCACUUUAGUUAAGCUGUUUCUGGGAGUCCUCAACAAACUGGGCUGAAAUGUGUCUGUUUUUAGUGCAUUUGAGGUUGUAAAUAUUUAAAUCAGGGCUUGGAGCGUCCAACUGCAGCAGGACCAUGAGGAACAUGAACAGGAUCACUGCGAUGGUUUAUUAUGGCUUGCUUUUGUGCGCGUCGGUUGUCUGCGGUGAUACCGAGGUCUCCUGUCAGUUCAACGAGACGUGUAUCCUGCCCUGCAGAUUCACAGCUCACAAUAACGUUGACGUCCACUGGAUUCAAAAGACGGAACCAGAGACCCGGGUUCACUCCUACUAUCACAACAAGGACCAAGCGGGAGAGCAGGACCAGAGGUUCAGAGGAAGAACAUCUCUGAGGAGGAAGAGGAAGAACGCUUCCCUGCUGCUGAGAGGAGUGACGGUCCAGGACCGGGGCAGAUAUCAGUGUUUUACCAGCACCGUCACUGGAAAGGAGGAAAGAUUCAUCCACCUGAAUGUGCACGCUCCAGUCCAGAGGGUCAACAUUGAAAAAACACAAAAUAAGAUAAUCUGCAGCUCAGAGGGGAUCUAUCCUGAACCUGGACUCACCUGGACCACCAGUCCUCCAUCCAGCAGGAACCUGCAGAAUCCACCAACAGUCCAUCAGACUGAACAGCAGCUUUACAGCAUCAGCAGCUCUCUGGUCCUUUCAGAUAAUGAUACGGACCUGGACUACAUCUGCACCGUCAGCACUGCAGCAAACAGCAGGAGAACCACGUUGCUUAAACCAGCUGCUCUAAAUGCAUCAGACACUGAAACUAUCAUCCCCUGCUCAACCGCCAAUUAUUCAAUCAUAUAUCUCACCUGGAGAUUCAACCACAGUCAGAUCAUCCUGACACAGAGCGGCGCUGAAGACGCCUACAAACCUUCAGAGAGAUGGAAGCAGCACGAGGUGUCCGUGUCAGAGACAGGAAGUCUCAUGCUGAAGGAUUUAUCUUCAGACCAGACAGGAACUUACACGUGUGAACUCACUGAUGAAGAGGAGACUUACGUGAAAUACACCUUUCUUCAUGUACCUAAAGUGGUUAUUAGGCAUCAGAGCUCUGGUAGAGUAACCACACGGGCCUGCACCAAUGGUGAUUGUCGUAUCCCAAAGUACAAGACCUCUUUUGACCGGACUGGAGUUAUUUUAGGAGCGGUGGGGGGUUUGCUGGUGGGUCUGCUGAUGGGUGUGAUGGUGAAGUAUUUGAUGUUAAAGGAUGUGAUGGUGGAGGAGAUGGGGAAGGGUGUGAAGCUGAAGGAUUUGGUGGUGGGGGCCCUGGUGGUGGCUGUGGUGGGGGCAGUGGUGGGGGGUCUGGUGAUGGCUGUGUUGUUGGCUGAUGGGGAGCUUAUGCUUUGA
Molecule: messenger RNA, 1480 nt
Organism: Cololabis saira (Pacific saury)
Lineage: Eukaryota; Metazoa; Chordata; Actinopteri; Beloniformes; Belonidae
Product: butyrophilin subfamily 1 member A1-like
Exons: 7
Coding region: 224-1480 (418 amino acids)
Biological process (GO): cellular response to lipopolysaccharide; cell surface receptor signaling pathway; T cell costimulation
Cellular component (GO): external side of plasma membrane
Source: RefSeq, a predicted model, not a curated record